Molecule: messenger RNA, 1509 nt
Organism: Medicago truncatula (barrel medic)
Lineage: Eukaryota; Viridiplantae; Streptophyta; Magnoliopsida; Fabales; Fabaceae
Product: probable UDP-arabinopyranose mutase 5
Exons: 1
Coding region: 38-1081 (347 amino acids)
Biological process (GO): plant-type cell wall organization or biogenesis; UDP-L-arabinose metabolic process
Cellular component (GO): Golgi apparatus; cytosol; plasmodesma
Molecular function (GO): UDP-arabinopyranose mutase activity
Source: RefSeq, a predicted model, not a curated record
UGGUUUGUGAAAUAAUCUGUAUUGUAUACCUCACAAGAUGUCUCAAGUAAUUAUCAACGACAACGAAGUUGACAUUGUGAUCGGCGCGCUGCACUCUAACCUCACUCCUUUUAUGAAUGAGUGGAAGUCAAUUUUCUCCCGUUUCCACCUGAUAAUAGUCAAAGAUCCUGCCCUCAAGGAAGAACUCCAAAUUCCCGAAGGAUUUAGCGCAGAUGUCUAUACAAACUCUGAAAUUGAGCGAGUGGUGGGUUCCUCCACUUCUAUUCGCUUCUCUGGUUACGCUUGUAGAUAUUUUGGCUUUCUAGUUUCAAAGAAGAAGUAUGUUGUCUGUAUUGAUGAUGAUUGUGUUCCAGCAAAAGAUGACGCGGGGAAUGUAGUAGAUGCUGUGGCUCAGCAUAUUGUGAACCUCAAGACCCCUGCCACACCUUUCUUCUUUAAUACACUAUAUGAUCCAUUCCGUAAGGGUGCAGAUUUUGUUCGCGGCUACCCAUUUAGCCUCCGAAGUGGGGUUGAUUGUGCUCUGUCGUGUGGACUGUGGCUCAAUCUGGCAGACCUAGAUGCGCCAACACAGGCUCUCAAGCCAACACAGAGGAAUUCAAGAUACGUGGAUGCAGUUCUGACCGUUCCUACGAGAGCCAUGUUGCCAGUGAGUGGAAUCAACAUCGCCUUUAACCGAGAAUUAGUUGGCCCGGCUUUGGUCCCAGCUUUGGUGUUGGCAGGAGAAGGAAAACUCAGGUGGGAAACUGUGGAAGAUAUAUGGUGUGGAUUGUGUGUGAAAAUUGUAUGUGACCACCUAAGCCUCGGUGUGAAAAGUGGGUUGCCGUAUGUUUGGAGAAAUGAAAGAGGCAAUGCCAUAGACAGCUUGAAGAAAGAAUGGGAAGGGGUGAAAUUGAUGGAGGACGUUGUUCCUUUCUUUCAGUCUGUAAAGUUGCCACAAUCAGCUACGACGGCCGAGGACUGCGUGAUCGAGAUGGCAAAAUCAGUGAAGGAACAACUUGGGAAGGUUGAUCCUAUGUUUUUGAAAGCCGCUGAUGCCAUGGCAGAGUGGGUUAAGCUCUGGAAGUCAGUUGGAUCUGCUUGAAGCUCGUGAACUAAUUUUUAGCAUGGUCUGGAGUUGUUUCAUCCAUUAGGAUUUGUAGGAGUGAGUGCAUGUUUAGAGAUUGGUGAUGUGUUUGGCAAAAUCAUUGUGGCACCGUGAUUUUUGUGGAAGCUUUUAAAGUAUAGCUUUUGACAAAAUCGUGGUGCCCAUCGUGAUUCUCUCAAACUCAUUGUUAAUCUAAACGUGCACCAGGUUAUUAUUGCCUUAAUGGCAUAUAUAUUUCGCAAUUUUUAUUUAAACUAAGUGACGUCUACUUUAUUUGUACUCUACCAAGAUUACUUUUUGCGUGACUGAGUUAGAUUGAAGUAAGAAUAAAAUAGUACUUAUUUGGUUUUGUGACAGUUGAAUAAAUGCUGUCUUGUUUAACCAUUUGGUAUUUGAAUAAAAUUCCAAGGUCUUGCUUAUGCUAA